This is a messenger RNA of Triticum dicoccoides, 1260 nucleotides long. RefSeq lists its product as uncharacterized. The transcript is spliced from 2 exons. Lineage: Eukaryota; Viridiplantae; Streptophyta; Magnoliopsida; Poales; Poaceae. The record is from RefSeq and is a predicted model, not a curated record. Bases 114 to 752 code for a protein of 212 amino acids.
UAGUAGCGUCUUGGCUAGUUUCGUCGCCGUCGUCAUCCCCCCCGUGCUCCCAUGGCCGCCUCUGCCCCGUGAGAGCCUCCACUGUGCCUCCCUCAUCGCCCACCUCCGAGCUCAUGCGCGUGGGCACGCGUCCGCGGCGCCGGCCAUGCGUCCACGGCGACGCCAGCUCGUCCUCCUCGCCCCGCGGCUAUAUAAGACCACCCCGCGGCCUCCCGGGCAUCUCAUCAGCCUCGCCUCAUUCCCAGAAACCUCCCCAACCUCUCCUCCGAGCUCGAGAUGGUCCAGAGCCCUCCCAUAGCCGCCUCGGCCAUCACCGGUCCCCGGCUAAAUUCACUCAAAGCUUACUCCCUCACUCCGUCCCUCCACCACCCGGCGAGAUGUUGAACUCUAGCGGAGCCUCUCAACUCUUUCCCUUGACUGCCGGCGACCUCUUGUCCCCUGUCCAUCCAUGGCCGAAGCCUCUGUCCGCCAUGGCCUUCUUCCUUCUUGCUCUGGGCUUCCUCGUCGCCCGUGCACCACCGGGGCGGGUGCGCGGCGUCAUCCCGAGCCCACUGGUGGUCCGAGCUCCACCAGGGGUGGCCCGAGGCGACGGGGCCAGCGCCGGCCUCGCCCGGCCUCGCCUUUCUGUCGCGACCGUCGCGAGGAGGAUGAUGAUGGCGGGAGGAGAGAGAAGAGAUGUCGUGGCCCCCACCCAUCAGCGACCCAGAGGCCGGCCCCGCACUCUGCUGACGUGGAAAGGCGUAUUCCAGUAAAAGGCGGUUUCAGUUUUUCUGUCAAGGGCCUGUCUGUGAGGAUUUUAUUGCAGAAAGGUCCCUGGUAGAAAAACAUUCAUAUCUUUCUACUCCUAGCUCCAAAUCAGGUGAAUCCAAAGCCCACUUCUGCGUUUCAUCGAGCCCGUUGCGAUGGAACCUUUUUCACAAUGUUUUGGCAUUCUGAAAAUGACCGUUUUGCCUUUGCGCUUAAUCAGCCCCUCCGGGAGAGAACGUUUUCGGCGAUUCUUUCCGUGAGCCUCUCGCACUUCUUGUCGGUGAUUUCUUCCACCCCAGGAAAACCACACCCUCCAUUUGCAUGAUUGCAAAGGAGUGACAUGGUUUAAGUUAUUUGAACUUGUUUAAAAUAUUGCAUUAUCUAUGUAUGAUUUGUUCAUGGAAUUUCUCGAAGUAUGGUUUUGAUCUAGAUGUUGCCAUGAUAUUGCCUGGAAUUCUAGGACUUAUAUUUUGAUGAUUAUGUGGAUGACAUGUUGCCUUUGGAUUCUUAGUG